Molecule: messenger RNA, 4421 nt
Organism: Dermochelys coriacea (leatherback sea turtle)
Lineage: Eukaryota; Metazoa; Chordata; Testudines; Dermochelyidae
Product: MLX-interacting protein-like
Exons: 18
Coding region: 207-2597 (796 amino acids)
Biological process (GO): regulation of transcription by RNA polymerase II
Cellular component (GO): nucleus
Molecular function (GO): DNA-binding transcription factor activity, RNA polymerase II-specific; RNA polymerase II cis-regulatory region sequence-specific DNA binding; protein dimerization activity
Source: RefSeq, a predicted model, not a curated record
ACGAGGUGUCUUCCUUGUUGCUAUGGCAGCCUGGAGCAGGGGCCUGGCCCAGCUGCAGCUUGCGCUCCGACUCCUGCCAGUGACCAGGUUUUGGGGACGGAUUAAGCCCCCACCAACGUUCUGGUUGCCUUGGCAACAGGGGUGUGGUGCCUGGGUGAUUGUGGCACUGCCAGGUGGUUGCUAGGGACGUGCCCUGGUUGCCCAGGAUGUCGCGACCCCAGGUCAUCCACAGUGGCCACUUCAUGGUGUCGGAGCCGCACGCUGACCCCGAGCCGGACCCGGGGGGCAGGACUGCAGUUGGGAGCAUGGCGGAGCGGGUGGGGGCCGUGGAGCCGGGGGCUAGCAACCGGCGGGAGGGGGCUGGGGCAGGCAAGGGGGCCGCAGUGCCCGGGGGCGCCUACGACUUUGACACAGUCGACGCCUGCACGUGCCGGACCUACCGCUAUGGGCCUCGUAGCAGCAGUGCCCUCAGCAUCGACGCCUCUCUCACCAAGCUCUUCGAAUGCAUGACGCUCGCCUACAGUGGGAAAAUCGUGUCCCCCAAAUGGAAAACGUUCAAAGGCCUGAAGCUGCUGCCGCGUGACAAAAUUCGGCUCAAUAAUGCCAUCUGGAGGGCAUGGUAUCUGCAGUAUGUGGAGAGGAGGAAGAAUCCUGUGUGCAAUUUUAUGACGCCGCUGGAGUGCAGUGACGGGGACGACCACCGCAAACCGGAACCCCACCCUGCCCUUGCCUUGCAGGCCGUGAUCAUGGAAGGGAAGUACUGGAAGCGCCAGAUCGGAGUGGUCAUUCGGGAGUAUCACAAGUGGCGGACAUACUUCUGCACACAGGUCCAGAAGAAGAAAGAUAAACCUGAGUCUUUAUCCACCCAGGGAGUGGCUCAUGCUGCCCCGGGCGAGGGGCUUAGCAGUGAGGCCAAGGGCAGCUGCCCCAUGGAGCUCGACCUGGACACCCUGGACAGCCUCAUCUCUGACCUGGCCGACACCAUCUUCUACAGCCGCAACCCAUAUGGGGGGCCCAACCCCCGCAGCCUUGCUCACCAAGGCAAUGCGGACAUGAUUCAGCCCACCCUAACCCAGCUGCAUCCUAACUUUGAAGAAGAUUUCAUGGACACCCUGGACCCCAUUCAUGACAGCCCGGCCAGCUCUCCCUUGGGGGCCGCCAGCCCCAGCCUCCAGCGGCUCAGCUGUGCCUCCUCUGGCACCUCUAGCGCCUCUGACUCCCUGAAACUCCUCCUGUCUGUCGCUCAUGUAGCCGCUGCCAAGAAAGAUUUCUUUGCUGCCUGUCGCCCCCAGCCUGUGACCCAGGCCUCCAUGCUGCUGCCAGCUGCUGCCCCACUGGGCUCUCUGUCCAGCACUUGUGACCCGGACGUGACCACACACACUAAGGAGCUGCCUCUCCACAGGAGCUCCCUCACCCCCCUUUCCUUCCCCCUGGACCUGGAGCCCCUCACACCCCUGAACGGGCACCAGACCUUCCUGCCGCUCUUCCCCACCUCCCCGCUGUGGGUCAGCCCGCCCCCGCCCGGCCCUCCCACGCAGCACCCCCAGCCCACCCUUGUCUUCUCUGUCAUCACCCACACGGCUGCUGAAAAGCCCCCUUCACCCACCCAACACCCUCCUUUGCCCGGGGGCACCUUUGCCAUGCCUGUGUCUGGACCCCUGCCCAACAGGGCAAGGUCCCGGCAACUGCAGCACAUUGCCCCAGCGCCCACUGCCACCCACCCCCCAGCAGCCCCCAGUGCCUUCCUUACCCACCUGCUCGUAGCAGGCCCAUCGCCACAGCCCCUCGCUCCAUCCAGGGACUCUUCCCAGGUCUGCGCUCCCCUGGAGCUCCCUGCAGGUGUCCUGCUGAUGGAGAAGCCCAUCCAUCCUCACUCUGUCACUGCCUCCUGCAGCACUGAUGCCAAGUCUGAAGACAGAGCUGAGCGCCUUGGACCCCACACUUUCCACCAGCCCUGUAGCCUCCCCAGCACCAAGGGCAAUCGAAGAGCUGGCUUUACCUCUGCUGACCACGCCCGGCGCAUGAACAUCAGCUGCGCCUUCGACACCCUUGCCAGCCUGGUGCUGCCGGGCUUGGCCCAGCCCAAUGUUAAGCUCAGCAAGGCCAUGCUGCUGCAGAGAAGCGUGGUGUACGUGGGGCGGCUGCAGCAGGAGCGCCAGCAGGUGCAGGAGAUGGCCCGCCGCCUGCGGGGUGAGAUUGAGGAGCUGAGCGCUGCCAUUGGGGAGUUCCAGCGCCAGCUGCCCCCCAGCGGGAUCCCGGUUGCCCCUCCGUGCUCAGACCACACAGGCCAGCUGUAUGACGACUAUGUGCGCCAGCGCACCCUGCAGAACUGGCGCUUCUGGCUCUUCAGCAUGCUCAUCAAGCCACUAUUUGAGAGCUACAGGGUGGCGGUGACCACCCGCAGUGUCAAGGAGUUCUGCCAGUCGGUGCUGGGCUGGCUGGAGCAGCACUGCGCCUUGCCUAUGCUACGCCCUGCUAUCUCCAGCUCCCUCCUACAGCUCAGCAAGCUCACGGCCAUCCUCACCCAGCCCUCGCGCCUCCCCGAGCAGGCCCUGCAGGCCGUCUGCCACCCCCCGCACGGCAAGGGCCACAGCUAGUGGGCCCCACCGUGCCUCGUGAGGACAUCCCGAUGCCACCUACCUGCAGAGAAGAGAGGAUGGCAAGGACUCGGACAUCUUCGCCUCCUGGGUGCUGCUCCACCCCACCAUGGGCCCAGAAGCAUCUGGACGGACAUGCGGGGGCUACAGUGGGCCCUCUGUAACAGCCCUAGAGGGGGGAGGCUGAUUGAUCCACAGAGGUGGAAUUGGGGGGCUCAUAGCUGGGCAUCACUACAGAGUGAAAUGGGAGGGCCCUUCAGAGCUGGGGAUCGCGUUAGCCCCCACUGACAUGGGAAUGGGGUGGCUCAGAGCGAGAUUCCCCUGUAGCAUCCAUAGAGAGGGGGAUCUCUCAGAGCUGGGGAUUCCCCUAUACACCUCCAGUAAAGGGGAGCUGGAGGGAUGAGUAGAGGGUUCCCUUUAGAACCCCCCCAUGGGGGCAGGGGGAUGCUGGCAGGUCAUGACUCUGUUUGGACAGUGAUAGCGGGAGUUGUAUUAAACCCCCAGCAUGUGGGACUGGCCAGUGCCUCAGAUCUCUCCUUGCAGGGGAAAAUGGGGGGAAUGGACAAGCAGGGAGCAGCUGGAGACACCUGCCCUCCCCAGCUUGCCCACCAGAAGGCACUAAAGUGCUGCUAAGGCAGUGGGCCAGCCAGGGGUCAGGGAUUAAUCCGGGCUCUUCCUUUAGUCUCAGCCAGCCCCUGCUCUAGGAACCGUCAAUGCCUAUGGGAUGGGGGCCCAGUUACUGCAUCCUACCUGCUCUCCCCACCCCCAGUGUCUCAACCCCGCUCCUGGGCCCCCAGGCAGCAGCAGAGUCACCUGCCAGAGCGAAGCCCCAUCCCUGCCCCCUUGGGAACCAUUAGCCCCCUGUGGAGGUUUGAUAGGCACCCAGGCCUCGGGAGGUGAGGGGGGCACACAAGGAACUAAUCUCAGUGAUUGACUUGUGAUAGCUGCUGUGCCUUGUGGGAAUGUGGCUCCCAGCAGGAGGGACUGGGGCAGGAGCACUGGCUGUGGGGGGAAGCUCCUGGCUACACCAGUCCCAGCCUGUCCCAGCAGAAGGCGCUGCAGGAGGUGGCAGGGGGGCAGGUAGCACCAGGCGGUGCUAAUGGGCCUGGCCUGGCCUGGCCUGGCCCCAGGAGGAUGAGUUGCUCUGGUUUCCUUGCAUGUCUCUCUGGGGUUGCCUCUGCCCUUUGCUGACACAACCACUCUGGUCAGAGAUUCAGUCCCACCAAGGUGCUGCAGCUGCUGGCUAUCCACAUGGGCCCAUGGCAGCUACCCAGCUCUGAGCCCUGGGCGCUAGGGCGACAGCUCCCUGCUGGGGUUGGCAACAUCCCCAAACCCUGCCCCCUUCCAGGGCUCCCUUAUUGCUGAGCCCACCACACUGGGGUGCUGGGUCCUUCUACUCCCCUUCCCCCUCACACAGCUCUGAAGCGCCUUCCUCCCCCACCCCCAGCUAACCUCAUGAUGCUUGCUUGAUGGCAGUGCCUAGGGAACUGGCAGGCCUGGGGAGGCAGACCUGGGGUGUGGAGCGGGGGGAAGCCUGCUCCCUGCUUGCUGUCUCAGUUUCCCCGUGGUGCAGAGGGCAGAGGUUGGGGAGAGAGUACAUGGUGAAUGUUUAACCCCAAAGAGCCCAGCCUGGCCAUGGAGGGAGAUAGCUCAGCUCAGCCCAUGGAACUGCACUGGGCAAGGCCAAGAGCCAGCAGCCAUCCCCCAGGCCUCCUGGCACAGGGGGCCCUCCAUGUGCUACACCCUGCAGGCACAGUCCAGGCCCCCAGCUGGGAAAGCCUCUGUCUCCCUUUCCCCAGAGCCAGCCCGUCGCCUACUCUGCAU